UUUAAGCUAAACAUGUCCUUCUCUAAAUCAAUCCCCCUGUCUUUCUUGCUCUUCUGUCUUUUGCACCAUGCAGCCUCUGGUGCUUCUCCACUUUACCAUAUCUGUUUCAGCAAGGCAAACUACACUGCUGCUAGUAGUCCAUACCAUGCUAACUUGAAGACCGUGCUCAAUCUUUUAUCCACCAAAGUUCCUCCCAGUGGGUUUGGGGUCGCUUCAAGAGGUACAGGACCGAACAAAGUGAACGGACUAGCACUAUGCCGAGGCGACGUCUCAAGCUCAAAGUGCAAGACUUGUGUCGUCGAAGCAAGCAAAGAGCUUCGUGCACGCUGCCCUAGUAAAAAAGGAGCAGUAAUAUGGUACGACCAUUGCAUGGUGAAGUACUCAAAUGGGAACUUCGUUGGGGAAAUUGAUAAUACAAACAAGUUCUAUAAGUGGAGCAUCAAGACCGUAAGCAAUCCCAGCAUAUUCAACAAGAAUGUCAAGAAAUUGUUGAGUGGCUUAUCUGAUAAAGCUUCUUCUAACCAGAAGUUUUAUAAAACUGGUGUGCUCCAACUCGAUAAUUCAAAGAAGUUGUAUGGUUUAGUUCAGUGCACGAGGGACCUGUCUCGCCUGGAAUGUAAGAAGUGUCUUGACGCUGCAAUAACCGAACUGCCGAAAUGUUGUGAUGCGAAACGAGGCGGGCGCGUUGUAGGUGCGAGCUGUAACUUUCGAUAUGAACUUUCGCCCUUUGUUUAGUUAAUGAUCGAUCGGCCAGCUGCUUGGAUCAUAUAUAUCAAUAUAUGUGUAAUAAAUCUGAUUAACUAUUAAUCAGUACUGUAUGAUAUUGUGCUUACAAUAAAUAAAUCAAGUCCUACUGUGACUUCUGCUUAGUUAAAUGAAGUAUUUGUAUUAACUUCCUUCGGCAUAAGCCACUAAAACUAAGGUAAUGUACUAGUAUCUAUUCAUUUUACGAUACAAGAGUACAAUAGUAUUUCUUUCUAGAGAAAAAUAAAAUAAAAGAGUACAAAUGAGAAUGUACAGACAUUAAGAGAUUGAGUAUCACAUUUAUGGUCCCAAAUAGCAAAGAAGUCGUCGCUGAUAAUACUCUGCUUCGCGGCCCAGUAAAAAUACAGUGUACAAGUUGUUAACAAGAAAUAGAGCGGCAAACAUUAUGAGAGCCGGUCCUCCUAUUUGCAUCAGGAAUCAAACAACAUAGCAUUUAAAAGUUGUUUAAGCACUCACUCGUUUGGUCAAGUAAAGUGCUUCAAGCAUAUUUUGAUUCGGAGUCCAUAGAAAUACUAAAUUGACGUAGAUUUUACAAGAAAGGAACGAUCAUGAUCGAGCUUCUCAAUUGCAUGUAAUGAAGGAAAUAAAGGAGUUAUUAUGUAUGUUACCUUGGGAAGGAAACGAGAGUUGCUAAUGAUACAGUAGGCCAACAAAAUGUAAAUGGUAAAAACCCAUGGAAUUCACCCUUAUCUCUCCGAUCAAAUCCCGUAACCAAAACCAGUUCCAAAUCGUCCUCAAAUAACAUGCGCUAAAACAAGUUCCCAACAACGCAAUCAGCACAAAAUCGUAAUCCAGAAAUCAAAAGAAGAAGGCUUGCUACCUCAGUGGAGUUUCCAAAAACGCAAAAGUGUUGACGGUGUGCUCCACCGAUCACUUUGUUGAGCUGCUACCGAGAAGCUCCAUGCCCCUCCCCAAGCUCGUCUGGUUUAUCAUCAAGCUCGUCUUACCAUUCGGAGA
Messenger RNA from Argentina anserina (silverweed cinquefoil), 1722 nucleotides. Its product is annotated as cysteine-rich repeat secretory protein 38-like. The coding region runs from base 13 to 735 and encodes 240 amino acids. Lineage: Eukaryota; Viridiplantae; Streptophyta; Magnoliopsida; Rosales; Rosaceae. The record is from RefSeq and is a predicted model, not a curated record. The transcript has a single exon.